CGUAGUGAGAGAAAGUAGUGGUGAAGAGAGUGGAAAAAAAAUUAAAAAAAGGUUUUAAGAAAGCGUAGUUCGUUGAACUCUCAAAGGUCAUUAUUUUUCUUCAUUUAGCUGCCUUUGACAACCCAUUUAACGAAGAUUCACAAUUCAUAUUCGCAUAUAAUAUCAACUUCAUCGAGAGAAAAUGGGAAGACACUAAUUUAGUACUCAUAGAUCCAUUUCUUGGAUACGAAUACAGAGGGAGAACUGACUUUGAAGAUAUCUUUUUUGCAAUUCUAUUUUGAUUUUGUGAUUUUCAAGAUUAGAUUUAAAGGGUUGUCAAGAAACUUUACUAUAUGGAGAGAGUGAUUUAUCACUCCUCGAACCAUUCUUGAAUAUGAAUACAGGAGGAGGAAGGGCUGUAAAGAAAAAUCUUGCCAUUACUGGUUGUUAUAAUGGAAAAUAGUGGAGCACAAUCAUCGGAAGAUCCGGCUCCGCCGCCGCCGCCAGCUGAGGAGCUACUGAAGAAGAUCGAAGAACUAGAAAUAGGCCAUGCCCACUUGAAACAGGAGGUGUCUAAGCUCGUAAAUUUAUCAACACCGACUGCUCCAGGUGCUUCCGAUCAUCGUCCAAGGCAGAGGUCCCAAUCUGUUUCGCCGCAGCGGGCGUCACGGAGGAGGGCCGGUGGUGGAGAUGGAAGCGCGACGGUGGUGUGGAGGAGGGGUUUGGCCCCAUUCCAGCAUUCGUCGCCGUUGCAGAGAGAGAGUAAUAGCAGGGAGAUGGAUCAUGGGAGUGACGGUGAAGGACCGGCGGCGGUAAAGUUUACUGAUAGGCAGUACUUGAAUAUAUUGCAGUCUAUGGGGCAAUCAGUGCAUAUAUGUGAUCUCGAUUAUCAAAUUAUUUACUGGAAUAGAAGUGCGGAAAAUCUUUAUGGAUAUUCAGCUGCCGAGGCUCUAGGGCAGGAUGCUAUUAAGCUACUAAUAGACAAUCAGGAUUUUGCUGAGGCUAGUGACAUAAUGCAUCGAGUGACCAUGGGAGAGGGUUGGACUGGGCAGUUUCCUGUUAAAACUAAGAGAGGGGAUAGGUUUUUAGCUGUUGCGACGAACACUCCUUUCUAUGAUGAUGAUGGCACUUUGGUGGGAAUUAUAUGCGUAUCGAGUGAUUCCAGACCUUUUCUGGAAGCAAAAGCAGCAAUGUCUAGGGGCAAAAGCUUGGAAACAGAUUCUAGCUUUAGCAGGCCGAGAAGCGUUGCUUCAUCCAAACUUGGCCUUGAUCCUCAGCAGCCUAUACAAGUAGCAAUAGCCUCGAAAAUAUCAAAUUUUGCUUCUAAAGUGAGCAACAAGGUUAAGUCAAAAAUAAGGUCUGGGGAGAAUGGCUCGGAUUUUGAAGGUGGAAGUGGAGAUAGCCAUCACUCUGAUCAUGGUUUCUUGGAUGCAGCUUUCUCUGACCAUAGGGAGGAUGCGGCUUCUAGUGGAGCUAGUACACCCCGAGGAGAUAUGCAUCCUUCUCCUGUUGGAGUGUUCUCCAGUGCCGGCCAUGAGGAACACUCCCCGGGUAGGCCGUCCCGAGAAUCUGGUGAUGAAAGUGAAGGGAAACCGGGGAUUUCGAAGAUCAUUACUUCGAAUGCAGGAGCUUUGAUUGGUAAGAAAGGUUUGUCUUGGCCAUGGAAAGGGUUUGAACAAGAUGAUGGAACAGAAGCAAAGACUUCUCGUUUUGUCUGGCCGUGGGCACACAAUGACCUAGAAAAUGAGUCGGGUCAGCAAAAGAGUUCUGGAGCCACUUCAAAAUUGGAAAAUCCGCUUGCUGAAACUGAUCAGUCGGCUAAUAAUGAUGCUACAGGGUCGUGGUCCUCAUCGGCCAAUGUUAAUAGCACUGGCAGUGUUAGUAGUUAUGGAAGUACGAGCAGCAGUGCUGUUAAUAAAGUUGACCUUGAGACUGACUGCUUCGAUUAUGAAAUCUCGUGGGAGGACUUGACAAUUGGAGAACAGAUUGGGCAAGGUUCCUGUGGAACUGUAUAUCAUGCUCUGUGGUAUGGAUCAGAUGUUGCUGUCAAGGUAUUUUCCGGACAAGAAUAUUCUGAUGACGCAAUAUUUUCCUUCAGACAGGAGGUGUCACUUAUGAAAAGACUUCGACAUCCAAAUAUUCUGCUCUUCAUGGGUGCAGUUACUUCACCUCAACGUCUUUGCAUUGUUACAGAAUUUCUUCCACGUGGAAGUUUGUUCCGGUUGUUGCAAAGAAAUACAUCAAAAAUGGAUUGGAGACGACGCAUUCACAUGGCUUUGGAUAUAGCACGAGGUAUGAAUUAUCUCCAUCAUUUGAAUCCACCUAUUGUUCAUUUUGAUUUGAAGUCUUCAAAUCUUCUUGUUGACAAGAACUGGGCUGUUAAGGUUGGCGACUUUGGUCUCUCACGUCUUAAACACGAAACGUAUUUGACAACAAAGACUGGGAAAGGAACGCCUCAGUGGAUGGCUCCAGAAGUUCUUCGUAAUGAACCUGCAGAUGAGAAGGCCGAUGUCUACAGCUACGGAGUGAUACUUUGGGAAAUUGCUACCCAAAAGAUUCCUUGGGAUAACCUCAACUCCAUGCAGGUGAUUGGAGCUGUGGGUUUCAUGAACCAACGCCUCGAGAUACCUAAGGAUGUUGUUCCCCAAUGGGCUUCUAUAAUCGAGAGCUGCUGGCAUAGCGAACCACAGCGCCGUCCAACAUUUCAAGAACUAAUUGAAAGGCUUAAAGAUAUGCAGAGACAGUAUGCCAUUCAAUUCCAGGUUGGCCGUGCAAUUGCUGGGGAUGGCAGCCAAAAAGAACUAUAGCCCUUAGAAGCUGUGCAUUUUUGACAUCGAGUCGUGCUCAUAUUGUGUACAACCGAUAUACAACAUUUCCAGAAAGUCUACGAGUUGCUGGCAAGAACAUGGUUUUCGCGCACCAUGUGAACACAGUAGUUGAUGGAUUCAAGAGUGUAUAAUACGUGAAAAGGUCACACUGAGAAUGUGUGUAAUUAACAGAGAUCAUGAAAUUAUUUUGGUGGUGCAUCCAACUAAAUGAAUUGUAUGUAUGCUGUAACCAUUUAUUGUCCAUUCGGUUUUGCAGAGUGCAUGCAUAUUACUGAUAUAAUUUGUGGAUUA
Olea europaea var. sylvestris is the source of this 3098-nucleotide messenger RNA. RefSeq names its product protein STRUBBELIG-RECEPTOR FAMILY 6-like. The coding region runs from base 432 to 2786 and encodes 784 amino acids. Gene Ontology annotation, biological process: protein phosphorylation. The transcript has 14 exons. NCBI's taxonomy places the organism in Eukaryota, Viridiplantae, Streptophyta, Magnoliopsida, Lamiales, Oleaceae. The record is from RefSeq and is a predicted model, not a curated record. Gene Ontology annotation, molecular function: protein kinase activity; ATP binding.